Messenger RNA from Bemisia tabaci, 4082 nucleotides. RefSeq names its product Glutamate receptor interacting protein (gene Grip). The record is from RefSeq and is a predicted model, not a curated record. Gene Ontology annotation, molecular function: protein binding. Gene Ontology annotation, biological process: neurotransmitter receptor transport, endosome to postsynaptic membrane. NCBI's taxonomy places the organism in Eukaryota, Metazoa, Arthropoda, Insecta, Hemiptera, Aleyrodidae.
CGCGCAGUCCCGCCAGACAGCCGCCGCGGAGCGCCGCGUUUUGCGUCACGGUCGCGCUGCACUUCAAACGCCGGGAUCCGACUUCAAAACAGGGGUGUCCGAGUGCCACACCAGCUGAAGUGCCGCACUAAGUGCCACACGCGGAAUGUCUUCUAGAGUGAGGAACCUGAGCGCCUCAAAGUAGCUUUCGCAUUUGCGUCGCGUGCGGCCGGAUAUCGGACUUGAAAGUGUGAGUGUUGCAGAUUUUGCGUGGAAACAAAGCUGACGAAAAAAAGCUGCAGUCGGUAACAGGGUUCAUUCUUGUGUCGGUUUUGAGGAUCAAAUCCGACUCCAUACUAAGUGCCAUACUCAGUGCCACGCUAAGUGUUACCACUUCGCGCCGAGACCAACCUUUUACCUAUCAAACCGGUUUUUUGCUUGAAUUCCACUCGCGUUAUGGUUCGAUCUUAGACAAGUGCCACCACUUCGCGCCGAAACCAACCUUUUACCUAUCAAACCGGUUUUUUGUUUGAAUUCCACUCGCGUUAUUGUUCGAUCUUACACAAGUGCCACAAACUUCCGUGACAAAAGCUUUCCAAUCAGAAAAAAGAUACUUCUAAUUCCGUAAACCGGCUCUCCCCUAGAGUAGAGUCCAGGCUAAAUAUCCUCAGUGUCGAUACGGACGGUUUACCGGGAAAACCUUAAGAUUUGUUACCUCCUCGUUUGCCGGUAACCUACUUAAAUCGUGGUUAGCAGAAAAGGUUCAGGUUCGAUGUCUCUUCGUAAUAACCAGUUUUCUACUAGAGUCAGGGACAAAUUUCGGUGUGAGUGCCCCCCCCCCCCCCCACUUUUGCGCCGAAAUGGAUGUUUACGCAAAAGGAACAUUAACGAUCGACGUUUUCUCAUACAUCGGGUUUCUGCUUUAGUUGUACUUAAAUUUUGGAUUUUGAGCUCCCUACACAUAUUGUAAAAAAGACCGCUCUACUUAAGAGGAAAGAAUCUCAAGGUUUAACACGAUGCCUCCUUUUGACCGGUUUUUAACUUGAGUCGUCUAGUCUGACCUCGUCAAACUCAGUGCCUUACACAUCGCAUCCAUGAAAAUACUCAAGAGGUGAAAGAUUUAUGGAGACGAGUAUCUAUUCCAAGUAGUGUAAAAAUUCGCAGGUUUCAAGUUUGUUAAGGAUGGAGUAAUCAAAAUUACUUUCAAAUCCGUCUGUAAUAAUAUCUAAAUUAACCGUCUUUGAUCAAAUGGAAGCAAAGGAAAAAACCCCCUAUCAUUUCAUGAAAAUGAUUAAAAUUUCUAAAAUAUGUUCGUGUAAUAAAUCGACGCUGGAUCAAGAGGAAACGUAAUUUUUUUUAAAAAACUCGUUUAGACUUACGAGCGUAGACAUUUCAGUGUUCAUGUCUUGAAGGCGGUUGUCAUUGUAUUAAUGACACAGCGUUACUUAUUCCUUUCUGGCGGACUUAAAAGACUGAUCCGCCGACACCAUGCGAAAUAGCAAAGGUGCAGGCCUUGAGAAGAAUUGCACACGUUCCAAUGAAGAUUUAAAUUGGUUCUUGGAGCAAAACCAACCACUGAAUCCUAUCGAUAAACGCUCUUGCAAAUGGAAGAUGAAGAAAGUCUGCCUGAGCUCGGCCGGAAAUUGCGCUUGUUCAAAAAGCGACGACAUAAAUAUGAACGUAGUUCCUCGUCAAAGCACGGAGAGCAGCACGAGCACUGAACUUCACAAUCAUUCCUCACACUCCUCGGAGACGUCCUACCAGCAAGAGUCGCUGCAUCCUUACAAUCGUUUCUAUAGCGAGGUGCAGUCGGUGGCGAAGGUGACGUCAGUGCUGAUAGAGCGCGAGGAGGACACGCACACUUUGGGGAUUACGCUACGCGGCGGGGCCCACCCCACCCGCCCCCUCCUCUCCCGCUCCCUCACCAUCACGAAAAUAGCCCCCGGCGGACCCGUUGACAAGGAAGGGACGAUCCACGUGGGCGAUCGACUGCUAGCGGUGAAUGGACACUCCUUGGAGAACGUGUGCCUUAGUGAGGCGCAGGAGAUCUUGCAGAGCUGCCAGGACGAUAAAAACUGCCGACUUACCAUCGAGUACGAUGUCUCAGUGAUGAGCGCCCUUCGGCUCAUGGGCACGCCCCUCCUCGUCGAGAUCGAAUGUCCCCAGUUGUACCAACUUGGCCUCACCUUCACCAACACCGUCCGUAACAGCGCCAUCCUCAUCGAGGAUGUCAAAGUUGGCAGUAUUGCUGAGAGGUGCGGAGCACUUUUUCCCGGGGACACAAUUCUUUCAGUGAAUGAUUCCAAAGUGGAAGGCACUAAAAUGGCGGCUGUGAAUAUUCACCAUCUAUUCCAUCAGUAUUGUAAGAGCGAGGAUGUACUCAGGCUUGAGAUCCUGCCGGCACCUCCGCCCAAUCAGAAACUCUAUGACGAUUCCAUUUUUAUCCAAAACUCUGAGAGAAUGUGCAUAGAAAUUCAAUGUGAUGAAACUGGAGAUUUGGGGCUGACAGUUGUGACACUGGAUGAUCAGCUGAACCUUCCGGUUAUUUAUCAAAUUGACAGUUCGAGCCCAGCAGAUAGAAGCGAGAGACUGAAAUGUAGCGAUCGGAUACUCCUGAUCAACGGCGCUCAUCCGCCGUAUUCCAAAACCCCGAUGAAACUCUGUGAUUUUAGGCCUCAUGAAACCGUCCGGCUGGACGUAGAAUACGACGUUGAAAAGUGUACCGCGUCGACGUUCGGAACUUUUUCCGUCCAGAUCACCAAACGCUCCGAUUACGAUCUGGGACUAUCACUCGCAUCGAGUGAUCUGGGACCAGUGAUCGUCGAGGUUAGAGCGGGGUCCCCCGCCAAGAGGAGCGGCGCAAUUCUUGUCGGUGACGUCAUCGUAGCGGUUAACGACCACCUUCUCGACAGCACGCUGACGAUGGACGAGGUUUACAGGAUACUAGCCAUCCCUGCGCAGCAAGUAACCCUGUUGUUGCACCGUCAUUCUCAGCAGUACUGUUGUGAAGAAAACAUCGUUCGCACGGUUCACUUGAAAAGAAACGGUGGGCCCUUAGGAAUAACUAUAGCUGGAUCGGAAGAUCCAAAGGAUCCAAUCUUGAUAUCAUCUUUAGCCCCAGAUGGGGUUGCACAACAAACGAGGGCUCUGCACGUGGGCGAUCAGCUGGUAGCAAUCGACGGUCAAAGUCUGCACUGCAAACCUCUCUCUGCGGCGAUUACAUCCCUCCAGCAAGCAGGCGAUUCCAUCGUCCUUAAGGUGGUGCGUCAUCCAGUUUUUGAUCAAGAGCAAAUGGGUUCACGGGCCGACGAGAUCUACUCAUCGUAUCGAAGUUACGAUCAAAAGCCUAACUGCAAUAAUAAUCGCGAUUCGCCCAACUUCUUGAGUAGUCCAUCGGGGCUCAUCACCAAUGACGACUCCUUCGAAAGUUUCCUGCAAUUAUCCGAUCCUAGUUUAAAUGACGUUUCUACCUACAACCUACCGGAUAUCUACUCCUGGCCUCACAGUAGACAGCCUCCUGAUCUGACCACUUUCGCGAGCAACACGAACAGAGGUCACCGGAAAAAUAAACCAAACCAAGUUCCUAACGGGUUUAGGAUGCAAAACUACGCAUAUGACAUGUGCAAAGUGACUUUACUGAAAGACGCGGUGUAUGACGAUUUUGGGUUCAGCAUAUCUGACGGCCUUUACGAGAGAGGUGUCUUUAUCAACAGAAUGCGACCAGGCGGGCCUGCCGAGCGAAGCCAAGUCCUGCGACCGUAUGAUAGAAUAAUCCAAGUAAAUGAGACCCGAACUGAUGAUUUUGACUGCUGCAUGACGGUGCCUCUCAUUGCGGCCGCUGGCGACCGGAUAACUUUGUCCGUUGCGCGACGGAAACACACCGGCCACUUCCAUCAUUAUGAUUGCGAGGAGAAUAAGAUAUUGUUACCAUGGGUUGAGGAUGAACCGGAAGAAGAGAUAUCACUUCAAGGACCUUGGCAAAUCAAAACGGAAAAAAUUUAAGAGCUCACAAAUUUUAAUCUUGUAUAUAGUUUUGUAAUAGAUGUAAGGUUAUUGUUAAGUACGAAAAUGAAAAUAAAUUAUUUUGAAUUUUUUUAAAGCCA